GCCCCGCCACUUAUUCUAGUUUAGAAUUUCAAAGUGCUUAAACCAAAACUCAGCCGACAUGAAGUCAAACAAGCCAUUCAAAGUGUUAAUCUUUUGGUGUGUAAUGGGACUUACUGUGGCAUCCCUGGCCGACACUGAGGAAAAAGAAACAUUGGGCGAGCCAACAACAACAACUGAAUUUAACCAGCCCUUGGAAGAAACAACAGAAAUCUCGGAAACGGCUAGCAUCACCGAAACUGUUAUAGAGACCACCACAGAUUCAGGUGGUGUAGAGGAGAGCAGCACUCCCACUGUAAUCACCACAACUCCCUCUAUCCCCUUGGACACCUAUGCUGUACAGCAAAUGAACUCAGUGCUAAAUCAUGUGCUUAGAACCGCUCAUGCCUUUGUCAGUCAGGUGCUGCAAGAAUCUCAAAAUUCCGUUUAUCCUAGGGACAAAUUGAAAACUUAUGCUGAAAAUCUGCAAAAAGUUCUUAAUGCCGAAGAUGAUGAUGAUGAAGAUAAUUUAGACGAUAGAGAAUUCUACUACAGCAUUAUGCUGAAAAAGUUGAACUUCUUAAAGGGAAAAUCCACUAAAAACUUGCAAACCUAUUUGCCCUCUGAUUGGGUUGAACCCUACCACAAAGCCAAACACGACCUUUUGGGCUGGCUCGAUCAAGCCUCAGAAGAGAUGCACAGCCAAUUUGUCACAUACAUCUCCGAUGAGGAGGAUCAUGUCAAACAUCAGUAUUUUAAUGAAAUAUUUGAUGAUAUUUCACGUCUGAAUCAUUUAAAUCAGAAAUUAUCAAUACUUUUAGAUGCGGUGAAAGUUGCCACAAAUCGAAAAACGGUAACCUUCAUGGAUUUGUAUAUGUCUUAGGAGACGUCUAUUGGUAAAUCUUGUUAACACAAAUAUACAUAUGUUAAUUAUAAGUUUAAGUAAAGUAAAUAAAGUUCUAAGAAAAAAAACGACACAAA
This is a messenger RNA of Stomoxys calcitrans (stable fly), 957 nucleotides long. RefSeq lists its product as uncharacterized. The record is from RefSeq and is a predicted model, not a curated record. Lineage: Eukaryota; Metazoa; Arthropoda; Insecta; Diptera; Muscidae. The transcript is spliced from 2 exons. The coding region runs from base 59 to 859 and encodes 266 amino acids.